Molecule: messenger RNA, 1745 nt
Organism: Oncorhynchus nerka (sockeye salmon)
Lineage: Eukaryota; Metazoa; Chordata; Actinopteri; Salmoniformes; Salmonidae
Exons: 5
Source: RefSeq, a predicted model, not a curated record
CUUCACAAGAGAGGACAGCCCAAACACAAGAGAGAGCUGCCACGUGCCAACCCCCUCUGUGUGAAAGGGAGAAGAGUUAGCCUGGUGGCCAACUUCGUGAAGAGACAUUUCAACCUGCGGUGUAUUGUCAAGCAUCAGUAUGGAGAGCUGCGUGUGUUUCCUGAGCGUUAUGUGGUGUGUGUGAGCCGACUGGAGGAUGCCUCAGCUAACCCGACCCCGGCCGUAACCGUGAGUCAGAGUACAGAGUCCCAGUAUUUUUCCAGGCCAGCAGCAGAAACCAGAGAUGAACUGAACUCCUCCACAAUAACAAAGAGAAGUUCCCUCCAGAAGAUAGCCAGACACGCGAACGCCAGGCCCCGACCAGAAACCCAACCUCUGCCCUGCGGAUCAGUCCUGGUGAAGAAUCUGCACUCUGAGCAGAACAGAGUCCCAGGAGAGCAGGUUCCGGAGCCCCAGCCACCGACAGACCAGCCCAGGCUUACCACAGACGCAGUGCUGCCCCACGGCCAUCCCACAACAUCCACUGACCCCACAGUACAGGCUGGGGCUGUGGGAGGGGUGGGACUCACAGAGGGAAAGCAAAGAGAGAGUGUUGGGCUCCCAGGGAACACUGACCCCAGAGACACAGUACUGAGUCAGUCCCAGAGUCAGGGUGGGGAAGACGAACCCAGCAGGGUCCCAGGGAACACUGACCCCAGAGACACAGUACUGAGUCAGUCCCAGAGUCAGGGUGGGGAAGACGAACCCAGCAGGGUCCCAGGGAACACUGACCCCAGAGACACAGUACUGAGUCAGUCCCAGAGUCAGGGUGGGGAAGACGAACCCAGCAGGGUCCCAGGGAACACUGACCCCAGAGACACAGUACUGAGUCAGUCCCAGAGUCAGGGUGGGGAAGACGAACCCAGCAGGGUCCCAGGGAACACUGACCCCAGAGACACAGUACUGAGUCAGUCCCAGAGUCAGGAUGGGGAAGACGAACCCAGCAGGGUCCCAGGGGAAGACCCUCCCAGGGCCAAGAGGGUGUGCCUUGGGCCACUUCUAGUAGCUUGUUCCUCCAAUGACCUCAUAACACCAACACACUCAGCUGAAUCCUCCAACCCUCUCCUUCCUCCUCCUCCUCCUCUGUCGUCUCCUCGUCCACCUGUGGUCAAAUCCAGUGCCAAGACGGAGUCCGAGGCUUUCCCAGCCUUGUUCCCUGCCCCAGCAGCCCCUCUCUCCCCUCUCCCAGCACCAGCCCCAGAGAAGGACCAGUCCACAGCCCCUCUCUCCCCUCUCCCAGCCCCAGAGCGGACCCAGUCCACAGCCCCUCUCUCCCCUCUCCCAGCCCCAGAGCGGACCCAGUCCACAGCCCCCUCUCCCCUCUCCCAGCCCCAGAGCGGACCCAGUCCACAGCCCCUCUCUCCCCUCUCCCAGCCCCAGAGCGGACCCAGUCCACAGCCCCUCUCUCCCCUCUCCCAGCGCCAGCCCCAGAGCGGACCCAGUCCACAGCCCCCCUCUCCCCUCUCCCAGCCCCAGAGCAGACCCAGUCCCAAACCUCUCAAACCACAGUGGAAGUGGAGCUGCUUACUCCAGGGAAACAGUCCCAGAGUCUCCUUCCUCUCACAAGCAGCAAUAACACAGAGCAGACCAACCAAAACAGCCCCGCCGCAGGUCUGAGAGGCCGAUCUGUCAAGGAUGUAGUCUCCUCAGCCCUGUCUAUUGCUUCCACAUACAUCAGCGUCAUAGGGGAGGGAGAGGAGGGGAGG